Molecule: messenger RNA, 1241 nt
Organism: Dalotia coriaria
Lineage: Eukaryota; Metazoa; Arthropoda; Insecta; Coleoptera; Staphylinidae
Product: odorant receptor Or2-like
Exons: 5
Coding region: 13-1206 (397 amino acids)
Biological process (GO): detection of chemical stimulus involved in sensory perception of smell; sensory perception of smell
Cellular component (GO): plasma membrane
Molecular function (GO): olfactory receptor activity; odorant binding
Source: RefSeq, a predicted model, not a curated record
ACUGGAUCAGCAAUGAAAACUGCACGAAAUUCACACGUUUUAGACGUAGUCGAAUAUUUAAGAGCUGUGCUUACCUUUUCGGGAACAUGGCCGCAACGCAACCCAUCCUGGUCUUACAGGAUGAAGAAAAUUUUCAGUUGGUGCCUGGAUAUAUCAAUUCACAUAUUCUUAUUUGUUGAAAUGCGUAAGAAUUACCAAAACGAUGAAAUCAAAGAGUUAACUGAAACAUUAUCAGUCACAACGUCUUACUUUUCAUGGUUGAUUAAACGAACAAUAUUUGAGUUCAAAUUCAACACACUUAUAUCACUCUUUGAGAAACUUGAAGAUCCUGUAUUGCAUGAUUUUCCCACGCAAUGCUACACAUACGUACAUAAAGAAAACAGAUUCACAAUGAUUAUGGCUAAGACAUUUCAAUUCUUCGCUGCUAACAUGGUUACGUUAUCCGCAGUCAAACCAUUCAUGAACGCUGGAUUAGCACUGAAUUUUUCAGUUUUUGAGUUGGGGAAGUGGUAUUAUCCGAUACAUUGUUAUGAAGUUAUUACCAUGGCCAAUACUUGCUAUAAUAAUAGCACCAUGGAUUGUGUUGCUAUGUCUUUGGUGUCUAUUGGUAGCACGCAAUUUGAAAUAUUAAAGGAGAAAAUUAUUAACUGCAGGCAAUGGGCUGGACGUUCAACUGAAGAAAUUGAUCGAGGUGUUAGAAAUACUGAAGCUGAUAUGGAUCCCAAAUUGGAUGCUACUAUUAAAAAUUAUUUGAAUGACUGUGCGAAACAUCAUUUAAAAAUACUAGACAUAGUAGAUGAUGUGGAAAGUGUAUUUUCGUAUCUAUUGUUGUCACAAUUUACAACAAGCGUUCUGGCAAUUUGUAAUACCUGGUUUCAAUUUAUGAUGGAAGACAAUAUAAUAAAGAUUUUGUUUCUGGCAUGUUAUGCAAUUGCUUUACUCUACCAAUUAGGAUUGUAUUGUGUAUAUGGUGAUAAAGUCAUGUUAAAGAGUCAGGAAAUCCGUGACGCUUGCUUCUUUUCGCAGUGGUAUCGAUCAAACAAGUCGGUAAACAGAAGUGUAAUGUUGAUUAUGGAAAGAGCAAAACGGCCAACGGUUAUAACUGCUGGGAAAUUAUCUGUUUGCAAUAUGGUCACUUAUACUGGAUUGGUGAGGAUGUCUUAUUCGUACUUCGCAUUGAUGAAUAGAUUAUACGGCACAGAAUAAGCAGAAUAAGUCAUGCAAAAGAUUAUGGAGUCAAC